Molecule: messenger RNA, 503 nt
Organism: Nicrophorus vespilloides
Lineage: Eukaryota; Metazoa; Arthropoda; Insecta; Coleoptera; Silphidae
Product: coiled-coil-helix-coiled-coil-helix domain-containing protein 1
Exons: 1
Coding region: 87-443 (118 amino acids)
Biological process (GO): mitochondrial translation
Cellular component (GO): mitochondrion; mitochondrial ribosome; nucleoplasm
Molecular function (GO): RNA binding
Source: RefSeq, a predicted model, not a curated record
AAAUGGAAUUUAUUCUUUCUUUUUUAGGUUAGGUAUAUUUUGUUUGAAUAAUUUGUUUGGAAGAGAGGUUAGAGCUGAGCUGAGCGAUGAGGACUUUCGCAGCUCUUCUGGCGGCCCGGGGGGCGCGCAAAGAGACGUCCGUUCCGUAUCAGGAGAUUCUGCCGUUGAAGCUGAAGCAGAGAGUCUCGGGCAAGGGGGACAACUCGUCGGACGUGUGCUGCAUCCAGGAGAUGAGCUUGAUGCUGGCCUGCUUCAAGCUGAACGAGUUCGAUCAGAGUCUGUGCUCGAAGGAGGUGCAGAACUUUUCCAAAUGCUACCAGGGACAUUUGCAGACGAAGCAGAAACAGAAGGAGAUGGACGAGAAGGGAAUCCUGCGGAUGGGCGAAAGGAACCUCUCGCACAAGCAACUCAACAAGUACCUUAGAAAGUUCCCCAAUAUAUAAUUGUAUUUGUACACGUAUAAGUUGUAAUUAUAUCUGUAGAUAAAGCAUAGUUUAAUUUAA